UGAUGACUGUUCUUAUAAAUUAAUUAUGUUUAACAGAUAUUCAACCUCUCCCUCCCAACGGCUUCUUCAUAGUUCAUACUCUCUCUCUCUCUCUCUCUCUCUCUCUCUCUACAAAAGUCUUCAAUUUGGAGAGCAGAACGCAGCGUCAGCCGUCUCCUAUUUAGACCAUUAAACGAAGGUUGAAGGGAAUAUUCUAAUUCUCUUCCUUCAUUCCUGCUUCUCCUCAAUCUUUUUUUCCUUUUUAACUUCUUCUUCUUCUUCGGGCUGAAGCCAAAUUACCCAAAGCUUCUGUUCUUUGUGUGUUUUGAGUUGAUCUUGGGGCGAAAUGUUGAGAAAGGAGGAGUUUUGGUGAAAAAGAUUUGAGCUUUUUUGGGAAGAAGAGAUGGGUUUGGUGAUACUUUGUGUGAUUUUCAUUCUUCUUGGGGUUUCUGCAGAAUCUCAGGCCCAGAAUCCCCAGAAGCUGACAUGUAAUCCGGUGGAUUUGAGAGCUCUGGAGGGGUUCUUGGAUUUACUGGAGUCUGGUGUUGAUGGCUGGGAGAGAAAUUCUUCUUCUUCUUCUUCUCCCAAUUGCUGCAACUGGGUUGGGAUAACUUGCCAGUCUUCUUUAUCUCUUGGAUUAAAUGAGCCCUCAAACUAUGGAAGGGUGAUCAAAUUGGACCUUGGGAAAAGGAGGCUUAAUGGGAAAGUUUCAGAAUCUAUAGGCAAUUUGGAGCAGCUUAGAACCCUCAAUCUCUCCCACAAUUUCUUCCAUGGCUCCCUCCCGGACUCACUAUUUCAUCUCCCUCACUUGGAGGUCCUAGAUUUGACCAGCAAUCAAUUCUCCGGUCCAUUUCCGGGCACUCUAAACCUGCCUGCUAUUCAAGUUCUCAAUGUCUCUGACAAUUCUUUAAUUGGGUCAAUUCCUGUGGGUAUUUGCAAGAAUUCAACCCAGAUUUCUGUCCUCAAACUGGGUGCCAAUAACUUCAGUGGGUCUGUUCCUAUAGGCCUUGGGGAUUGCUCUUCAUUGGAGAAUCUUUGUUUGGGUGCAAAUAUUCUGUCUGGCACUUUACCUGAUGAUCUCUUCAAGCUGCCAAGAUUAGCAAGUUUGAAUCUUCAACAGAACAGAUUCUCUGGGCAGUUUAAUCCCCUAAUUGGUAACCUCUCUAAUCUUGAGUAUUUGGAUUUAUGCUUAAAUGAGUUCUCAGAAGCUAUCCCAGAUGUGUUUCAUAGGUUUAGAAACUUAACAUAUUUCUCUGCUCACUCGAAUUUAUUUGCUGGUAGUAUACCUCUGUCUAUAGCGAAUUCUCGGACUAUACGUGUGCUCACUUUGAGAAAUAAUUCCUUGAGUGGUACUAUUCAUCUUAAUUGUUCUGCAAUGACUAGUCUCGAGAGUCUUGAUGUUGCUAAUAAUCAGUUCCGUGGGUUGAUUCCCGAAAACCUUCCUGAUUGCCCGAGAUUGAGAACUGUUAAUCUUGGUAGGAACAGCCUUGCUGGGCAAGUCCCGGAAAGUUUCAAGAACUUCCAGAGCCUCUCCUCGCUUUCCCUCUCGAAUUCCAGCAUUUCUAAUGUUUCAGCUGCCCUCGAAAUCUUGCAGCACUGCCGAAACCUGACUACUUUGGUCCUCACAUUGAAUUUCCGUGAUGAACGGUUGCCUUCUGAUCCUAAUCUGCAGUUUGCGGAGCUGAAAGCUCUUGUAAUUGCCAAUUGCAGGCUCACGGGAUUCGUUCCCCAGUGGCUGAGAGGCUCGAGCAAGCUGCAGCUGUUGGAUUUGUCGUGGAAUCGUUUAGAAGGAACGAUCCCGCCUUGGUUUGGUGAUUUCGGCUCUCUCUUUUAUCUCGACCUGUCUAACAACUCGCUCAGCGGGGAUAUCCCGAAGGAACUUACAGGACUGAAGAGUCUCAUCUUUAAUAAUAUCUCAUCUGAGAAUUCGUCACUAGACUUUCCUUUCUUUGUGAAACGAAACGUGAGUCUUGGAGGGUUGCAGUAUAAUCAGAUUUGGAGCCUCCCCCCGACUUUGGAACUUGGUAACAAUUAUCUCACGGGAGAGAUCUGGCCCGAGUUUGGGAACCUGAAAUGUUUACAUGUUUUCGAUCUGAAAUGCAACAAUUUAUCUGGAACGAUUCCUAGUAGUCUUUCGGGUAUGACGAGCUUAGAAACAUUGGAUCUGUCUCACAACGAUCUGGUCGGAACAAUCCCGCCUUCAUUGGUUAAUUGUAGUUUCCUGUCAAAGUUCAGUGUGGCUUUCAAUAAACUCUCGGGGGAAAUUCCUACCGGAGGCCAGUUCUCAACCUUCACGAAUUCUAGCUUCGAGGGGAACGCCGGUCUCUGUGGUGAACAUAGUACUACUCGUUGUGAACGUAACGAUAAUUUUCCACAUGGAUCAGCAAGGAGAGCAAAGCGGCCUCGAGGGACUAUAAUUGGAAUGGGAAUCGGGAUUGCUCUAGGAACCGUGUUUCUUCUUACUCUUAUGUUCUUGAUUGUUCUACGUGCAAGUACCCGGAGAGUAGUCGAUCCCGAAAACGAGGUUAACGAGAAGGAAUUGGACGAAUCAGGCUCGAGUCUCGUGAUAUUUUUCCAGCACAAAGACAACGUGACACUCAAUGAUCUUCUCAAGUUCACCAACAACUUUGAUCAAUCGAACAUCGUUGGAUGUGGGGGGUUCGGUUUGGUCUACAAGGCGAUCCUCCACGAUGGGAGGAAGGUUGCCAUCAAGCGGCUAACAGGCGAGUAUGGUGAGAUGGAACGAGAAUUCGAAGCGGAAGUGGAAGCGCUCUCGAGAGCCCAGCAUCCGAAUCUCGUCCUUCUUCAAGGCUACUGCAGGUAUAAGACCGACAGGCUAUUGAUAUAUUCUUACAUGGAGAAUGGGAGCUUGGACUAUUGGUUGCACGAGAAAGUCGAUGGACCGUCCUUGCUGAGUUGGGAUAAGCGGCUUGUGAUUGCUCAAGGGGCGGCCCGAGGGCUGGCUUACUUGCACCAAGCGUGCGAUCCUCAUAUACUACACCGGGAUAUAAAGUCGAGCAAUAUCCUUCUCGAUGAAAAUUUCGAAGCUCACUUAGCUGAUUUUGGCCUAGCUAGGCUCAUUCUUCCCUACGACACUCAUGUGACCACCGAUGUCGUGGGGACUUUAGGCUAUAUCCCUCCCGAGUAUUGCCAAGCCUCGGUAGCUACCUACAAAGGCGACGUGUAUAGCUUCGGGGUCGUUCUUUUGGAGCUUCUCACCGCUAAAAGGCCAAUGGACAUGUGCAAACCAAAAGGAAGUCGGGACCUAAUCUCGUGGGUGAUCCAAAUGAAGAAGGAGAAGAGGCAAACCGAAGUGUUCGAUCCCUUGGUGUACGAUAAGCAACACGGUGACGAGAUGCUAUGGGUCCUCGAGAUCGCUUGCCUCUGCUUGCACGAAUCGCCAAAGAUAAGGCCAUCGACACAGCAGCUAGUUUCGUGGCUUGACAACCUAAGUUUCACUUCCAGCUUCAAUUCAGGCUAGCAGAAUUCUUUUCAUUCCCAUUUGUUUUUCUCAUAAAGUUCACAUCUUUGUACUUAGUUGUUCAUUGUCUGCACAUAGAAACAGUAUUUCAUUGUAAAUAUUUUGAUCCAUAAAACUGAAACAAAAUUUGGGUUGGAAAAGGCAUCUCAACAGCCAUUCCUUAGAGCUUAUAAGUCUUUGGCUUUGAUUCCUUUUUUCUGUAGCAUGUGGAAUAAGUUUCAGAAUUCUGUAACAUCUUUAUAAACAUUGUAAUAAUGAACUGAGUAUUAUGAAUUAUUUUCAUUAAUA
This is a messenger RNA of Ipomoea nil (Japanese morning glory), 3748 nucleotides long. Its product is annotated as phytosulfokine receptor 1. NCBI's taxonomy places the organism in Eukaryota, Viridiplantae, Streptophyta, Magnoliopsida, Solanales, Convolvulaceae. The coding region runs from base 383 to 3460 and encodes 1025 amino acids. Gene Ontology annotation, molecular function: ATP binding; protein kinase activity; protein binding. The transcript has a single exon. Gene Ontology annotation, biological process: protein phosphorylation. The record is from RefSeq and is a predicted model, not a curated record.